UCAUUCUGUUGCGAAGCUUUGACGGCGCUGGCAGCUGUCUCUCUUGCAAGGGCAAGGCACACACAAUUGUAAUUGUUAAUUAAAUAUAUAUAAAUCAAAACUUGAACUUGUUGUUGCUGCUGCUGCUGCUGUUGUUGCUGUUGCUGUGGUGCUUCCAUUAUUUGUCCAGACAAUGUCACGCCUCAUUGCCAGCGCCCGAAGCGCAUUCAGACGCCAUCCCUUCGUAACCAACAGCGCCAUCUACGGCAGCCUCUAUGUGGCUGCCGAGUUCUCACAGCAAUAUGUCUCCAAGCGCUGGCUGGCGCCGGAGCAGCGUGAGGAUAUCGAUUAUGCAACUGUAGGACGCUAUGCUGUAAUGGGUACCACACUCUAUGCCCCAUCGCUAUACGCUUGGUACAAAUGGCUGGAUGGCACCUUUCCAGGUACACUGAAAACAACUAUUAUCAAGAAAUUGGUACUGGACCAGUUUGUAUUGACACCCUAUUGUCUGACAUUAUUUUAUACGGGCAUGUCUCUGAUGGAGGGCGCCGAGGACCCCUUUGCGGAGUUGCGUGAAAAAUUCGUGCCUACAUUUUUUCGAUCUUGCAUCUUCUGGCUGCCGGCACAAGCAUUGAAUUUUAUGUUUAUAGCGCCACGAUUUCGUAUCAUCUAUAUGGGCAUAUGCGGCAUGAUUUGGGUAAACAUACUGUGCUACAUAAAGCGACAGAAUCUGACCACAACAGCAACAACAACAACGGCAGCAGCAACAGCAGCAACAGCGACAACAAUCAAGCAACAGUAAAAAGAAUGCCUAGGCGUGAUUGGAUUAGAUAGUAGCUUAACACACAUGCAGAUAGAUAUAUACAUAUGUAUAUAGUUAUAUUUUGAUAUAUAUAUAUGUAUAUUUGAUA
This is a messenger RNA of Drosophila navojoa, 890 nucleotides long. Its product is annotated as mpv17-like protein. The record is from RefSeq and is a predicted model, not a curated record. NCBI's taxonomy places the organism in Eukaryota, Metazoa, Arthropoda, Insecta, Diptera, Drosophilidae. Gene Ontology annotation, cellular component: mitochondrion; membrane; cytoplasm.